UCCCGGGCCGGGAAGCGAUGUAGGAACCGCCAGACAGUCCCUAGCUCUCCCCGGCCAGAGCCCCGCGGCCUGCCGCCGUAGCGCCGCCGCCAUGAAGAAGCAAUUCAACCGCAUGAAGCAGCUGGCCAACCAGACUGUCGGCAGAGCUGAGAAAACAGAAGUCCUGAGUGAAGAUCUGCUACAGAUUGAGCGGCGCCUGGACACUGUGCGGUCAAUGUGCCACCAUUCGCAUAAGCGUUUGCUAGCGUGCUUCCAGGGUCAGCACGGCACCGAUGCCGAGAGGAGACAUAAAAAGCUUCCUCUGACGGCGCUCGCCCAGAACUUGCAGGAGGCUUCAGCCCAGCUAGAAGAGUCUCUUCUGGGGAAGAUGCUGGAGACCUGUGGUGAUGCUGAGAACCAGCUGGCUCUUGAGCUCUCCCAGCACGAAGUCUUUGUUGAGAAAGAGAUAGUGGACCCUCUCUACGGCAUAGCAGAGGUGGAGAUUCCCAACAUCCAAAAGCAAAGGAAGCAGCUGGCUAGACUGGUGUUGGACUGGGAUUCAGUCCGAGCGAGGUGGAACCAAGCACACAAGUCUUCAGGAACCAACUUUCAGGGGCUUCCAUCCAAAAUAGACACCCUAAAGGAAGAGAUGGAUGAAGCUGGGAACAAAGUUGAACAGUGCAAGGAUCAACUGGCAGCAGAUAUGUACAACUUCAUGGCCAAAGAAGGGGAGUACGGCAGAUUCUUUGUAACGUUAUUAGAAGCCCAAGCAGAUUACCAUAGAAAAGCAUUAGCAGUCUUAGAAAAGGCCCUUCCCGAAAUGCGCGCCCAUCAAGAUAAGUGGGCAGAGAAGCCAGCCUUCGGUACACCCCUGGAGGAACACCUGAAGAGGAGUGGUCGUGAGAUUGCUCUCCCUAUUGAGGCCUGCGUCAUGUUGUUGCUGGAGACUGGCAUGAAAGAGGAGGGCCUUUUUCGGAUUGGGGCUGGAGCCUCUAAGCUAAAGAAGUUGAAAGCUGCUCUAGACUGCUCCACAUCUCACCUGGAUGAAUUCUAUUCAGACCCCCAUGCUGUAGCAGGUGCUUUGAAGUCCUAUUUGCGGGAAUUACCUGAGCCCUUGAUGACUUUCAAUCUGUAUGAAGAAUGGACACAAGUUGCAAGUGUGCAGGAUCAAGACAAAAAACUUCAGUAUUUAUGGACGACGUGUCAGAAGCUGCCACCACAAAACUUUAUUAACUUUAGGUAUUUAAUCAAGUUUCUUGCAAAGCUUGCCCAGACCAGUGAUGUUAAUAAAAUGACUCCUAGCAACAUUGCCAUUGUGCUGGGCCCUAACCUGUUGUGGGCCAAACAAGAAGGAACACUGGCUGAAAUAGCAGCUGCCACAUCUGUCCACGUGGUCGCGGUGAUUGAACCUAUCAUCCAGCAUGCAGAUUGGUUCUUCCCUGGAGAGAUAGAAUUCAAUGUAUCAGAAGCAUUUGUUCCUCUUGCUACCCCAAAUUCUAAUCACUCAACCCACACUGGAAAUGACUCUGACUCGGGGACUCUGGAGAGGAAGCGACCUGCCAGCAUGGCAGUGAUGGAAGGGGACUUGGUGAAGAAGGAGAGCUUUGGUGUGAAGCUUAUGGACUUCCAGGCUCAUCGGCGGGGUGGCACUCUAAAUAGAAAGCAUAUAUCCCCUGCUUUCCAGCCACCACUCCCGCCCACAGAUGGCAACACCUUGGCUCCAGCAGGUCCAGAGCCCUCUUCUCAGAGCUCUAGGGCUGACAGCAGCUCAGGGGGUGGGCCUGUCCCCUCUUCUGCGGGCAUAUUGGAGCAGGGGCUGAGCCCAGGUGACAGCAGCCCUCCAAAACCCAAAGAUGCUGCAUCUGCAGCUGUCCCUGCACCAGGAAGAAACAACAACCAGGCUACCACGGGCCCAAGCCAGGUCCAGGCAGGUGGCGGCUCCCAUCAGCUCUCGGCAGCCACACCACACAGUGCAGCUGGUCCCAGUCCUCACACUGUGCGGCGAGCUGUGAAGAAACCUGCCCCGGCACCCCCCAAACCAGGAAACCCACCUCCUGGCCACCCUGGUGGUCAGAGCUCUCCAGGCCCAGGCACCUCCCCAAAGCCAAGCACUCGCAGCCCAUCGCCACCCUCACAGCAGGCACAGGGCAUGCGCCGCUGCUCCAGCAGUCUGCCUCCCAUCCAGGCGCCCAACCACCCGCCACCGCAGCCCCCAACACAGCCCCGGCUGGGCGAGCAAGGACCAGAGCCGGGCCCCACGCCACCGCAGACCCCCACACCACCCAGCACCCCACCCUUGGCCAAGCAGAAUCCCUCGCACAGCGAGACUACACAACUGCAUGGAACCCUCCCAAGGCCGCGGCCGGUACCCAAGCCCCGCAACCGGCCUAGCGUGCCGCCACCCCCACACCCUCCAGGUGCCCACGCAGGGGAUGGCAGCCUUGUGCCCGCAGCACCCACCGCCUCCAGAAUCGUCACUGAUGCCCUUCCCAGUGCCCUCACAGGUGGGGAAGGUUUCCAGAACUAAGGUCUGUAACCCCUCAGCAGCUUGAACUGCAGCUGCAAGCGCUCCUGCUUAGCCAUGUUCUGUGUGUGUGCUUUUGACUUUGUGCUCAGGGUGGCCAUGCUGUAGCCGUCAGUCAGCCAUCCAUUCUGUGGCAUAGAGUUAUGCCUUUUGUCCCAUCAGAAGCACUUUUGGCUUUGGUUUGCCCCAAAUCUAAGAGGUAGCUGUCCCUAGGCUGAGAUCUCAGUUUGAAACCCUCAGUAAGAUGCUGUGUUGUUCCAUUUUUCGUUUGGGUUAGCCUCUCCCAGUGCUCCGCUCUUCUCAGUACCAUUUCACCUGUCACUGGCCUAUCAUCGCCCAACAAAGAGGGCCAGGGAACCAUCACACAGAAAAUUGUGCGUCCCUGUGUUUUGUGCUUUAAUUUUUAAUUUUGUAUCUUAAAUGCAAGGUAACUGCAUGGAGCUUCUUAAUUGGUGUCUAAAAUUCUCAGCCCCCUCCAAACUUCCCCAGAUAAUCCUCCCCUGAACUCCCUUAAGUCCCUUUGCAUUCCAGCGUGCUUACAUUUUGCUUUCCUAAGCUGUAUGGACAUUUAAAACAACGAGACUCAUCUGAACAUACCUUUGGGCACAUAUUGGGCUAGCAGAAGACUCCUGUAUGGUACAGUUGCUUUAAUCAGAGCCCUUAGCCUUUUGCAGGACAUAUACUGAGUGUUCGCAGCUUAGUUCAAGUUGAAACGAUGGAGGAGAAUACAAGCAUCCGUCUGCUUUUCUCCGGGCCUGGAAUAGAACAGUAGUUGAGUGAUUAAACUAAAAGGCCGAGCAUUUUUUUGUUUUGUUUUGGUUUUUUGGUUUUUUUGUUUUGUUUUGUUUUUGUUUUCUGAGACAGGGUUACUUUGGAGCCUGUCCUGGAACUAGCUCUUGUAGACCAGGCUGACCUCGAACUCACAGAGAUCUGCCUGCCUCUGCCUCCCGAGUGCUGGGAUUAAAGGUGUGCACCACCACCGCCCGGCUUAGGCUGAGCCUUUUAACACUUUAAUACUUAUGACACCAAAAUUUUACUCAAACCUGUCCUUUUAUCUAGACUAGAACGAAGACUGCAAACCAGAAUUAUGCCUUCCCUGUAAUACCAUAGUCACUUGUGAUGUUUUAUGACAACAGAUUUUUUCCCUAUAUAUCGAUGACAUAGUUACCAUCAUCGAUACCACAUCCAAGAAUCGAACUCUAAACCUUGGGCAGAGCAGUAGGAGCUCUUAACCUCUGAGCUGUUCCAACGGCUGUUCCAACAGACUGUUUUAAUUGAUUUAUCAUUCACUAUACUUUAUAGUUAGAUACGUGAAAUUUUACAUUU
This is a messenger RNA of Arvicola amphibius (Eurasian water vole), 3829 nucleotides long. It is a transcript of the gene Arhgap17, whose product is annotated as Rho GTPase activating protein 17. Bases 92 to 2506 code for a protein of 804 amino acids. Gene Ontology annotation, molecular function: protein binding; GTPase activator activity. Gene Ontology annotation, cellular component: cytosol; cytoplasm; intracellular anatomical structure. The transcript is spliced from 20 exons. The record is from RefSeq and is a predicted model, not a curated record. Gene Ontology annotation, biological process: signal transduction; positive regulation of GTPase activity; regulation of actin cytoskeleton organization. Lineage: Eukaryota; Metazoa; Chordata; Mammalia; Rodentia; Cricetidae.